CUACCCUACCAUUCCAAACUCCUUUUAGACCCUCAGCCUUACACGAGCAUCUUCUUGCCUGAUGCUGUCCGUCAGAACUCAGACUAUCGGACGAGUAGAACUUGCUCAUAAGUGUCGAAUUACUCCAACGAGUACAUACAAGACAGCAUGAAACACGUCGAGGUUGAUGACCAGCUGGUCAGUGCUGCCACGCCAGCGCCAAUACUCGAGGAGGAUCUCAAGAAGAGCGAAAGGGAUCUUGAAGAGGGAUCAACAUCAGUCGAAUUCGAUGAUCCUCCUUCCGAUGACCCCAAUGUUGUUAAUUGGGACGGCCCUGACGACCCAGCCAACCCUCAGAACUGGUCAACGAAGAAGAAGACAAUCAAUGUCAUCCUCGUCUCAUCCGUUACAUUCGUCACGCCACUUGCGUCUUCCAUCUUUGCCCCAAGUAUCGAUCAAGUCAUGAGGGAGUUCCACUCGACAAACGAGCAACUGGCAUCGUUCAUCGUCUCAGUAUAUCUUCUUGGUUACUGCUUUGGCCCCCUAGUCAUCGCGCCUUUGUCCGAAAUGUACGGCCGACUCCCGCUGUACCACAUCUGCAAUGCUCUCUUCGUCGCCUUCACUGUGGCCUGCGCCAAGGCCCCUAACCUGGGGGGACUUAUUGCGUUCCGAUUCCUAGCUGGCCUUGCUGGAUCAUGCCCACUGACAAUCGGAGCCGGCUCGUUAGCUGAUAUGAUCUCCAAGGAGAAGCGUGGAGCUGCCAUGUCUUCGUGGGCUCUGGGACCCCUUUUUGGACCAGUAAUUGGACCGAUUGCUGGUGGAUAUCUUUCGGCAGCGAAGGGCUGGCGAUGGUCUUUCUGGGUUGUUGCUAUUGUUGCUGGUGCGAUCACGAUUGCUGCUUUCAUUUUUAUGAGGGAAACGUAUGCGUACGCUCUCCUUGAAAAGAAGGCUAAGAAGCUGCGCAAAGACACAGGGAACACUAAGCUUCGGUCAAUCCUUGACAAUGGCACGACCACGAAGGAAGUCUUCCGUCUGGCUAUCACGAGACCUACCAAGAUGCUUCUCUUCGCGCCGAUCGUGUCGCUUCUAUCAUUUUAUAUGGCUCUGGUGUACGGGUAUCUAUACCUCCUCUUUACAGCCAUGCCAACACUCUUUGAGGGAGAAUAUCAUUUCUCGAGCGGAUCAGUUGGUCUGUCGUAUAUUGGUCUCGGAGUUGGCUCUCUGACAGGCCUUGCCAUUUCUGGAGCAUCAAUAGACCGCUUCGCUCAGUACCUCACUCGCAAGAAUGGUGGAGAGCCCAAACCAGAGUAUCGACUUCCGUUCAUGGGGGGAGCCUGCUUUAUCGUUCCGGCUGGAUUGUUUAUGUUUGGGUGGUCUGCUGAGAAUAAAGACCAUUGGAUUGUGCCCAUCAUUGGUACUUCAUUCUUGGGAUGUGGCAUGAUUAUCGUAUUUAUGUGCAUCUCAGUCUACCUGGUCGAUGCCUACGUUCAGUAUGCUGCGUCUGCAAUUGCUGCAAGUACUGUACUCCGUUCGCUGGUUGGAGCAUUAUUACCUCUUGCAGGACGAAGUAUGUACAAGAGCCUAGGUUAUGGAUGGGGAACCUCAUUGCUGGGCUUCAUUGCAGCUGCAGCAAUCCCAUUGCCGUUUAUCUUUUACAAGUACGGCGAAAGGAUUCGAAGAAAGAACUUGUUUGACGUCAAGUUCUAGAUGGAUAGACAAUAUGCACAGUUAUGUUAUGAUUGUAAGAUCUUGUGGGAACGCAUCGAUAAACGAGCAAAAGUCGCAUUAGGAUCUGAGGCGGGCAUAUAGGAGCAUCUCUAUUCCAGUAUAGAUAGAGGAGGAAUCACACUUGCAGUUAACAGCAAUAGGUGAUGGUUAAUAAGAACAGGAGUAACAACUCCAGAAGUGCUCAUCGAUCGGCCUAGUGAUAGAGAGAGUCCUGCCAGGUUCUGACAUGUUCACGUCUCCAGAGCC
Messenger RNA from Fusarium verticillioides 7600, 1953 nucleotides. RefSeq lists its product as hypothetical. Gene Ontology annotation, molecular function: transmembrane transporter activity. The transcript has 5 exons. The record is from RefSeq and is a predicted model, not a curated record. Gene Ontology annotation, biological process: transmembrane transport. Bases 148 to 1686 code for a protein of 512 amino acids. NCBI's taxonomy places the organism in Eukaryota, Fungi, Ascomycota, Sordariomycetes, Hypocreales, Nectriaceae.